GCUUCGACAUCAACUUGAAGGAAGUACAAAAAGUAAAAAUAGUCAUUCGGAGUUUAAUCUGAUGGACUAAUGCUGGGACUUCCUGAUCGGGAAUACAUGUUUUAUCUGUAAACUUGAUCAAAAUUUUGAUUUAUGAAUUCCUGCUGAGACAAACAAACUAAAUUGUGAUUGUUUUGUUUUUUUAUGAAAGGAAUCCUCCAAUUUCUGAGAAAAUUAACAAACAAACAACAGAAUGAUUUUUCUGAUCUUUAUUGCACUUCUCACCGGAACAACUUUGGCUUAUGACUGGCAUGACCCUCAGUACUACUCGUUCUCGCCUCAAGUGGGCUCAGGAAAAGGCCUCUCAUAUGCCAUCACCGGCAAGGGACGGAUUACGGGUGUCCGAGUGUGGGAGGCCCGCAACAGCUUCAUUUACGGCUUCCAGUUUCGCUACGGCCACACUUGGACGGAUGUGGCGGGUCGCGAGUUGGGCCAAAAGCAGGAGAUAGAAUUGUUUGACGACGAGGCCAUUGUGGCCAUCUCGGGAAAAUAUGCACACAACAUUCAGUCUGUGGUGUUCACCACCAAUCUGGGCCGUUCGCUCUUUGCGGGCAGGCCAAUAGGGCACUCGUUCAACAUGUACCCGGAAAACGAGAACGCCGAAUUACGCUUCAUCAGCGGCCGGUUCCAAGGUGCCAUCUCCUCCAUGGGGACACACUGGGCGCUUGUUACAGAACCAUAUGGAACAAAUGGAAAAUACUUGCAAUGAACCUAUCAUCUGAAUUGGGCAUUUUAUAAAUAUCAAUAAAAUGUUAACCAAUUUGCACCAAAAUCAAAUUUCUGUCCUUAUUGAAGAAGUGAAGUAAUGAUUUGAUUAUUGACCAAUUUGAUGAUCUAAUUUAGUUUGUUUGUUUAUUAUUUAUAAUAAUUAUAAUUUGACACAGCACAACGCUCGAGGGACUACCAAGCUGAAAAUGUCCGUGUAGGUUAUGUCAUAUUUAAAAGACAUGUCAACGCCACCCAAUAGGUGUAAGCAAAGCAGGUUCUACAUGAACAUAGUUGACGAAGAGUU
Molecule: messenger RNA, 1051 nt
Organism: Syngnathus acus (greater pipefish)
Lineage: Eukaryota; Metazoa; Chordata; Actinopteri; Syngnathiformes; Syngnathidae
Product: zymogen granule membrane protein 16-like
Exons: 4
Coding region: 233-748 (171 amino acids)
Source: RefSeq, a predicted model, not a curated record